Mycena indigotica is the source of this 1242-nucleotide messenger RNA. RefSeq lists its product as uncharacterized. Bases 1 to 1242 code for a protein of 413 amino acids. The record is from RefSeq and is a predicted model, not a curated record. Lineage: Eukaryota; Fungi; Basidiomycota; Agaricomycetes; Agaricales; Mycenaceae. The transcript is spliced from 4 exons.
AUGCGUGACUCGGAUGUCUCGGAUGUCAGGGUGCAUUCUCACCUCCUUGUUGUCAAUUCUGAGUCCUCGACUCCUCAACAUUCAACGUCAGCGUCAAUGUGGUUGAUUAACAGACUGCUCUAUUUCCUAUCAGGCCGGCCGGCCCUUACACUCCCCAACGAAAUCUAUGGCUUGUUUGCCUCACAUCUUCCUCCCGCAACUCUUCUUGUUCUUUGUCGUGUUUCGCGCGGUGUUUAUCUCGAAGCCCGGAGACACUUAUACUCUUCUCUCGAGCUCAAACCCAUAGUUGACCGCAAAGAUCGACAACCUGCCCCGCAGCGCGGCCUCUCGCAACUUCAUUUGUGGAUCCAAGCAUUGGCUAGCAACCCAAAUCUUUCGGUAUAUAUUCAGACCGUUAUACUCCACCUACCGCAUGACUUAGGUCCCAAAGAUGCUAUACAGCUUGCCUCUACACUCUGCUUAUGCAUCAAUCUCAAACAACUUGAGUUUUGUCGACAAGACAAACCCUGGGUCGGGGGAUCAGUCGACACAAAGGUCGCGUGUAUAUUUUGGCAAACUCUCCAGGGAUCCAAGUUUCGAUUGACUCGUUUCCGGGACACACUUUUCGAUACUCGCACAGCACACUCCGACGCUUUCCAAGCUUUCAUGGGGCAUCAGCGCGACCUCGAGUAUCUUACGGUAAGACAAGAUAUCAAAGGACUCAGCUUUCCGAAGCUUCGACGACUCGAAACCACGCCUAACAAUCUUUAUCUCGCGGAUCGGUCGUUGUGUCUGGAAGAAAUGAAGCUUCAUGUCGGGAACAACAUAAAACGUCCUUCUGAAUGGCACGUCCUUAGGGAGAUUGCGGCGCGCCGGCGAGACUUCCCAACCUUUGCGCAACUUGAGGUAGUCGACCAUCAUGAUCACUUCCUCUUUGCAGCUGCGCUUGUCCGGCCGCUCGCUUGCAUGAUUCCCAACAACGCGAAUCAUUGGAACGAUUUGGUGUCUGCUUUGGGGCAAGCGUCCCAUCUCGAGGCAUUCACCCUGACAUUCCACCCUCACGUUUAUGCCAGAUUGUCAGCAUGGUCUGAAGCACUCCAUCGCGUCAUGUGGGGAUCGAAGACUAGGACUCUUCGUUAUGUCGAGGUCAACCCUGGCGGUUACACAUCGCGUCGCUCUCUAUAUCGCCGCAAGGAUUGGCCUGCAGUUCCGCAGACCAGCGAUGAUAUGUUACAGUGGACCAUAUACAUUAUGGAGGUGUAA